Molecule: messenger RNA, 171 nt
Organism: Morchella sextelata
Lineage: Eukaryota; Fungi; Ascomycota; Pezizomycetes; Pezizales; Morchellaceae
Exons: 3
Coding region: 1-171 (56 amino acids)
Source: RefSeq, a predicted model, not a curated record
AUGCCGAACAGAAUCACGACUAAGAAGGUAGUAGUCGUCGUCAAACCUCGACCCACCGAGAAGAAGACCCCCGCACUAGUAGUCCCGAAGAAUGGCCCGCGUCCGUCAGUGAGAGUUACAGAGAAGCCAGCACACUUCAGGCCAAAUACUGGAAAUGGGACCAAGAUAUGA